This is a messenger RNA of Mya arenaria, 1047 nucleotides long. RefSeq lists its product as uncharacterized. Bases 1 to 1047 code for a protein of 348 amino acids. Lineage: Eukaryota; Metazoa; Mollusca; Bivalvia; Myida; Myidae. The record is from RefSeq and is a predicted model, not a curated record. The transcript has a single exon.
AUGGAAGCGCCUGGCCCCAACUAUGGAAGCGCCUGGUCCCAACUAUGGAAGCACCGGGUCCCAACUAUGGAAGCGCUUGGCCCCAACUAUGGAAGCGCCUGGUCCCAACUAUGGAAGCGCCUGGCCCCAACUAUGGAAGCGCCUGGCCCCAACUAUGGAAGCGCCUGGCCCCAACUAUGGAAGCGCCUGCCCCAACCAAGGAAGCGCCUGACCCCAACCAUGAAAGCGCCUGGUCCCAACUAUGGAAGCGCCUGGCCCCAACUAUGGAAGCGCCUGGCCCCAACCAUGAAAGCGCCUGGUCCCAACCAUGAAAGCGCCUGGUCCCAACUAUGGAAGCGCAUGGCCCCAACCAUGGAAGCGCCUGGCCCCAACUAUGGAAGCGCCUGGUCCCAACUAUGGAAGCGCCUGGUCCCAACUAUAGAAGCGCCUGAACCCAACUAUGGAAGCGCCUGGCCCCAACUAUGGAAGCGCCUGGUCCCAACUAUGAAAGCGCCUGGUCCCAACUAUGUAAGCGCCUGGUCCCAACUAUGGAAGCGCCUGGUCCCAACUAUGGAAGCGCCUGGCCCCAACUAUGGAAGCGCCUGGUCCCAACUAUGGAAGCGCCUGGUCCCAACUAUGGAAGCGCCUGGUCCCAACUAUGGAAGCGCCUGGUCCCAACUAUGGAAGCGCCUGGUCCCAACUAUGAAAGCGCCUGGUCCCAACUAUGUAAGCGCCUGGUCCCAACUAUGGAAGCGCCUGGUCCCAACUAUGGAAGCGCCUGGUCCCAACCAUGAAAGCGCCUGGUCCCAACUAUGGAAGCGCCUAGUCCCAACCAUGGAAGCGCCUGGCCCCAACUAUGGAAGCGCCUGGCCCCAACUAUGGAAGCGCCUGGUCCCAACUAUGGAAGCGCCUGGCCCCAACUAUGGAAGCGCCUGGCCCCAACUAUGGAAGCGCCUGGCCCCAACUAUGGAAGCGCCUGGCCCCAACUAUGGAAGCGCCUGGUCCCAACUAUGGAAGCGCCUGGUCCCAACUAUGGAAGCGCCUGGCCCCAACUAUGAAAGCGCCUGA